CGCCCCCGCCUGCAAGGAGGGCCGCCCGCCUCGGACCGCGUCGCUCAUGCGGAGGGAGGGGGGAGGGGAGGGUCGCCCCGGCCCCGCGUCCCCCUCACGGGCCCCCCUCGGGCGCGCUCCCAAGGCUGCCGCUCCGGGAGAGGAGAGGAGAGGCUCCCCUCGGGCACAAAGCGGCAAGCCCCACUCUGCGCGCCCAGGAUGCCCUGGAUCCUUCCGCUGGGACCCGAGGACAGCAACAGCAGGCAGGGGGCGAACCUGACAGUCACUUGCUUGUUCCUUUGGGGCUGAGCAAACAGGUGAGUUACCGGGCCUUUCAAACAAGCCAGUUUGUUGUUUCUUGAGCCAGGGAAUUGUGCUGUAGUUUAUUUUGUUGGAGUCGUGUGGGUGGGAUGCCCAACGGGGAGCCCUCCAGAGAGAGCGAGGCAGGAGGGGCAUCUGGGAGAUCUGUGGGGUCUGAAAGCUACCGAGGGUCCAGGGGGGGGGCAGCUGCUUCAGCCCCUCGGACUUCACAGGGUUUCUUUUCACCAAAGGCUCUGCCUUUUCAGAGUUGGAGCAGCAGAGAUCCAGCCAGGCAAGCAUUUUCUGAGCAGAAAGUAAGAGGGAUGGUAGCAACCCCUGUUGAAUUUCUGCCUCACAAGCUUGUUUUAAAAGUGCAGGAGCUGUUUUGGGAAAGGGGUGCCUUGUCAGCUGGCUCCUUUUACUCAGGAGUUGGGCUGAUGGAUGAGCCUGAGUCUUUUCCCGAGGAGGAGGGGGGGAGAAUUGGGAAAUGGGGGUUGGGGAGCCUCAGAAGAAAGACAUACCCUCCGCUCUGCUCCUCCUGAGCCCAAACCCCUCCUGGGCUGCAUCUGCCCCUUCCUUCCCUGCCCCUGGGAAGACCAAGUGGGGGGCAGCAACAGCCCCCCUUUUCCUCUCGACCCGGGCUGGAAGAGGAGCUCUCGCAGGCCAAGACUGGCAGGGCGACCCCCGGUGCUCUCCUGGCCCCUCUGACUGCCGCAAUGCGAGCGAGGACAGAGCGCGGCCGACCCUGGGAAGCCCCCCCCCCCCUCCAGACACACAGACACACACACCUCGGGCCGUGCGCAGGGAAGGCGGGGCUCUGCCGUCCCGCCCUCGCCAGGCGGCGGCCAAUGGGCUCCCGAGAGGGUGGGGAGGGCCGGGCCUGGGCCAUUGUUAUGCAAAUGUCACGGGGCCGCCUAAAAAGUGCCCCCGCCGCCCGCCCGCUCAGUCCCCGGCCGACCCGCGGCGCCCGCCGCCCGUAGCAGCCCGCCCGCCCGCCCGCCAGCCACCCUCGAGCCAGGCGCCCAUCCCGGGCGCGGUGCGGAGCCAGGAGCCCGGCGUUGCGCGGCGGCGAAGCGGGCCGGCCGGCCUCUCCGGGGCCCGCGCUCCUCGCCCAUGCGGGGCCGGGCGCGGCGCCUGCCCCGUCGCCAGCCGGGCGCGCAGCCAUGAGCCAGGCGGAGCUGUCGGCCCCCCGCGCGGCGCCCAGCCAGCGCGUCUUCCAGGAGGCGGUGCGCAAGGGGAACACGGCCGAGCUGCACUCGCUGCUGCAGAACAUGAGCAGCUGCGAGUUCAACGUCAACUCCUUCGGCCCCGAGGGCCAGACGGCGCUGCACCAGUCGGUCAUCGAUGGCAACCUGGAGCUGGUCAAGCUGCUGGUCAAGUUCGGCGCCGACAUCCGGCUGGCCAACCGCGACGGCUGGAGCGCCCUGCACAUCGCCGCCUUCGGGGGCCACCAGGACAUCGUCCUCUACCUGAUCACCAAGGCCAAGUACUCGGCCGCCGGCGGGGGAGGCGGCGCGGGGGGAGGCGGCCGCGGCUGAGCGCGCUCCGGCAGCUCCAUGGCGGCGGUGGCGCCCCGAAAGCCCUCCGGCCCGCGGGCGAGCGCGGCGGCGCCUCCGUCAACCGAGCCCGCCUGGAGGACGGAGCGCAGGAGAGAUGCGCGCUGUUGGCCGGCCGGCGCCGCCACUCGGGCCGAGGAGACGCGGGCGCCGGCCCGGACCUCCCCGCCCUUCGGGAGCCGCCGCGCUCCGACCCGCCACGGCUCUGCCUCUCAUCUACCUCGGUUCUUCCAGUGUUGGCUCCCCCGCUCGCUCCUUCCUUCCUUGGGGCCGACCAUCUGCUGCCUACCGCGCCCCGGACCUGGUUCUCCGCCGCCAGCAGCUGCCACGGCCGCUCCCCUCCCAGCCCAGCCGCGGGGCGCUUUCCCCGAUCUCCGGCUCUUGCUCCGGAGCAAGACGCUCGUCGCAUUUGUCUGGUGUCCAGACCGAACUCGCCCCUCCCCGGCGCAGCCCUCUCGGCCUCCCCGCUCGCUCUCGCCCUCCUGGCCGCCUUUGGAUCCGCUCUGCCGGAGGGCGGGCGGGCCAACCCCCCCUUCAAAACGGGUGAAUUUCGCCCGGCUCUUCCGCGGAGAAAGGGGGCGCUUAGGAAGCUUCUCCGAAAGAUCGAGGGCGCCCCCUGCUGCUGAUGGAGGGAAAGCAAAACUACUGAAACCCGAACCUUUCGAAGGAGGCGAUUUCCACGCGGGGGUCGCUUCGGAACGGAGCAGGCCCCGCCGUGCCCCGAAACUGACUGCCCCGUGUGCCUUCGAUGCUGCUCUUGAGUCUCUGCCUGGUGUGGUGCGCCCAGGCAGCCCCCCAUGAAUGUCGAGGAAGCCACCCGCCUCUUCUGCCCCCCUUUUCGUGUGCACUAGAGAGAGAGAGAGAGAGAGAAAUAUCCCUUUCACCGCCAUAUCACCCGCGCCUCUUCUCCCCCCCAUCAAAUAGCCAUUAAACCUUUUAAAAUAUAGUUUUUCACUGUGUUUGGGCUGCGCUUUAAGUAUUUAUCUUGUACGUGUGCAAGGAUGUGUGUGAACAUGAAUAAUUAGUGACUUGAGCGUUUAUGUUUGAAGGGAUGUUUAUUUUGGUAGUUCAGAAAAUGCAGUUUUUUUGGAGCAGUUGCUAUUCGGUUUAUUUCUUCCCUAAUUCCUGCAAUAAUUCUCCCCCCCCCCCCAAUUGCACUGAGUUAUUUUGCUAUCUCCCGUUCCUCCAUGCCCUCCCCCAAAAGGGAGCCUGUUUUCUGCAGCCCCCUCCUCCUCCUCGCUUACUCUGACUGGUUGAUUUGCAAGGAAUGGGGCUGGGGCUUCACCAGCCCUGGUGGGAACUGCUGGGGGGGGUUGCGGGGGUGGCCCUCCUGACUGUGGCGUUUUUAGUCUGUGCUUGGCAGGGAGAACCAGUUCCUUUUUUUUUUUUCAACUUUGAGGGGGGUGUUUUAGAGUUGCACAUGAUUUCUUUUUUGUCUUAAAACAAGAUUUGCCACAAUAAAAUGUCAUAACAUUUAUGGCAUAGUUAUUAAAUGAGAAAAUAAAAGUAGGUUGUAUUCAGAAAUCCAAGAUCAGAUUUCAGUUUUAGGAAAAGAUCUUGGUCGAAAGCCCGUUUUUCUAAAGAAGACUCAUGUAAAGAUGUUAACACAUAUUUAUAUUUUUAUAUAUGAAAAGUAUACCUUUGGAGACUGUGAAACCCUUUUCCCCCCCAGGGGGUGUGCGGUGUGAAAUAAAAUAUCCAUGAGGCUUGUUCUGUUGCCUGGUUUCUACCAUCCCCCACUCUUGCCUAGAACUAGUGGGAAAAUCCCCUCCCCCCCCAAGAGGUGGUUCCCCUCCCCCCCCCUGCUAUGGGAACUGAGUUGGGAAGAUCUGCCUUUGAGGUCCUUUCUCUGAGCUGGCCAAUGAGGUUCCUUCCCACAGGGAUCUGCUAAGCAUCCUUGCUCUUAAACCAAGAGCUGCCCAACUCAGUGGGACUUGUGCUCUUCGGCUGACACAGCAGGAGGGAGUAAAUGUGAUAUUUUCUAUGCAACCCUGUAAAGCCGGGGUGUGCAAACUUGGGAACUUUUAAGACUUGUGGGCUUCAACUCCCAGAAUGGCUGGAUGAGGAAUUCUGGGAGUUGAAGUCCAUAAGUCUUAAAAGUUCCCAAGAUUGCACACUCUUGCUGUAAAGGUAUUGAAUGUAGCCAGGUGUUAUGUGUGUCAUCCCCCCCCCCCCAACUGAGACAUAAAAGGGAAGGUGUUAUUUGGCUAUUUUGUGCUGCUGGAUCCUUUGUGCCAAAAUGGGAAAUGUCUCUUGCCUUUCUUUAAAGAGGAAGAGGGGGUGUUUUGAGAUGCACCAGUUUUGCGCUGAAUCAUCUUCAGGUCUAUUAAAUAUUUUUCUUGGGAAAACACAUUCGCCUUUGUGGGGGGAAAAACCAGACAUUGGAAGAAGUUGACCCGCAGAUUACUUAAGUGAGCAGCCGUUUGCUACACCGUGGUCUUGUUUCUACCCCCCCCUUUUUUUUCCUAGGUGGCAAAUACCUUUCUUAAUUAUGUUAAUUAAUUUGUGGAGAAUUUUAGGCUUAUGUUGAAGCUUUUAUGUGGCUCACUGUAUGAUCACUUUUUAACUGGAUGAAAGGGCUUGCAAGGCUGUACGGGGUUGGGUGUGUGUGUGUGUGUUUCUGAGUAUAUCAUAGCAUUGUGUAGUCCCAGGGUGAGAAAAUUAUAAAUAAUUUUUCCACUGAUCUUUUUAUAUAAAAACAUGUUCCUA
Thamnophis elegans (Western terrestrial garter snake) is the source of this 4544-nucleotide messenger RNA. It is a transcript of the gene NRARP, whose product is annotated as NOTCH regulated ankyrin repeat protein. Gene Ontology annotation, molecular function: enzyme inhibitor activity; phosphatase regulator activity; protein binding. The record is from RefSeq and is a predicted model, not a curated record. Gene Ontology annotation, cellular component: cytoplasm. Bases 1443 to 1817 code for a protein of 124 amino acids. NCBI's taxonomy places the organism in Eukaryota, Metazoa, Chordata, Lepidosauria, Squamata, Natricidae. The transcript has 2 exons.